This is a messenger RNA of Chara braunii, 4690 nucleotides long. The record is from the annotation of a GenBank genome assembly. NCBI's taxonomy places the organism in Eukaryota, Viridiplantae, Streptophyta, Charophyceae, Charales, Characeae.
GGCUUCCAGCAGUGCAUCCUCUAGCCGCCAACUGUAGGAACGCGUUGACCACGUAGCGGCAAUGCUAGGAGACAUAAGUGCCUUCACAGAGCCGGCCACCAUCAGCCAGCGGUUCGAGUUGCUGGACACCAAGRUCAGUCAGCAACAGCAGACCGACCACAGCCACAACAACAGCUCGGCGAGGCCAUACAAGAUGCCGACGUUUCGGAUCGAGAAAUUUGAUGACUACACACAUCAAGACCCGGUCGUCUGGUGGCAAGGAUUUACAACGGAGUUGGGGAUUCACGAGGUCCCUGACCAUCUGUUCAUCAGUGCUCUGUUCAUCAACACUAAGGGAGGAUGUCAGAUCUGGCUCAGCCACAUGGCAACCAUCCACGGCGUCCAGGUUUCAGACCUGUACAAGAAGGUCUCCUGGGAAGAUAUGACAAAGGAAUGGAAUAAGUGGUUCAUCGUCGACGACGCCCCGACACUCGCCAUCAACCGCAUCUUCACGAUGGCUCAAGGGAGCACACCGACACGUGACUGGCUCACGGAUUGGCAGAAGAUCGUGGCAAUGCCCGAUUUGGACUUGCCAUUUCCGCAUUUGCGGCGUGAGUUCUACAACAGGUCAUGCGCCGCUCUCAGCCUCGCACUUGGUGAUCACGAGCAGUACAACACUUUCGCAGAGAUCAUCAAUAAGGCGAGAGAGAUCAUCAAGACUAACAGGGCGGCUGCGCACGAGAAGUCCACGUGGCAGCCAACCUAUGUGGAAAAGGUACGAACUGGUCCACGACAGCAGCAGUUUGCUGCAGUCCAGUCGGAUAGUGGAGAUAACCCAGCAGCCACUCCAGCAUCAAGUGACGGAGAUCAGGUGGCUGCUGUCCAGCCGCAAAGCAACAACAAGUCCCGCAACAAUGGGAAGGUGAAAUCCGCAUCGCAGGCCGGAAAUGGACAGCCAGUACAAGUUCCAUGGGUCAAGUUCGGCUUGACCGAGGCGGAGUACAAGGUCCGCGGCAGCUACGGCAGCUGUUCUCGUUACACUUACGAGGACUAUGCUGUCCACUUGGUUCCACCGCAGGACCAACCGCUCCACGUGCAACAAUCUACCGCAUGCACGGUUUCAUCACCAUCGUCAACCGAUUUGGCAGCUUCGCCGCCAUCUAUCAUCGGGGAUUCAUCGUCAUGGUCAAGACUUGAGGUGCUCAACCCACUGACGUUCACGGACUUCCAGUGGAUGCCCGUUCCCCCAACCGGACGAUUGUCGAAACCGCAUUGCAAUGUGCUCAUGGCACAACUGCGGGAUUACUUGCACACUGCAGUACCAGCUCCGUUGAUGGACGCCGGAGUAGAGGUUGUCGACCUUCACGCUUACAUUGCGAAGAUCGACCGCGAGUUCAAGACGCAACGGAUCUUGGGCAUGUCAUGGCUGCGAAGCGAGGAUCACCCGGUGAACUUCUUCCACCGCACCGUUCCCAUUCGUGAUCGGAAUGGAGUAUUAGUUCCAUGCACGAUACCUCUUCCUCAUCCUUCGAUUAGCUGCCACGUGGUAUCCGCCGCAAGCAUGCGAGCUUCCAUCAUCAGAGACGACAUCGAGGAGAUGGGGGGGUGUUUUCUCCACGCCCUCCCGCCCUAUGACGCUUCCUCGACGGACUCACCUUCGGAUCCACGCAUCACCGAGCUUCUCGACGCCUACAGCGACGUGUUCAAAGGCCCGCAUGGAGUAGUACCGGAUCGACCCAUCCGCGACGAGAUCAUCCUCGAGGACGGGGCCGUACCUCUGCGCGGUUGCAUCUACCGAAUGAGCGAGGAAGAGUUAAGUGUGCUUCGGGCACAACUUGACGACCUUCUGGAAAAAGGUUGGAUUCGGCCUAGCUCAUCGCCAUACGGUGCUCCUGUUCUCUUCGUCCGGAAGAAGAACAAGGAUUUGCGGUUGUGCAUCGAUUAUCGCAAGCUCAACACGCAGACGAUCAGAAAUGUCGGCCCUCUCCCACGCAUCGACGAACUUCCUGGGCGACUGGGCGACGCCAAGUUCUUCUCCAAGCUCGAUCUCAAGUCAGGAUAUCACCAACUCGAGAUUCGCAAGGAGGACCGUUACAAGACCGCGUUUAAGACGCGAUAUGGGCAUUUCGAAUGGCUGGUUAUGCCAUUUGGCCUUACGAAUGCCCCGACCACUUUCCAAGCGGCUAUGACAACGGAGUUCCGACACAUGUUGGAUCGAUACGUACUUAUCUAUCUCGACGACAUCCUGGUGUACAGCCGGAGUCUGGAGGAGCAUGUGGAACACCUGCGCACCGUUUUGGAGCGGCUACGACAGGCCAAGUACAAAGCCAACCGUGACAAGUGUGAAUUCGCGCGGCAGGAGCUGGAGUACUUGGGCCAUUAUUUUGGUGGCGAGUUGAGUGACUUUAUCAUUGUGUUGAGGAAGUACGAUGCCGUGAAGGCGUUUUGUGGGCGAGUACACCUAUCCGUUGGGGCAGGCCUGGGUGUUGCUGCCGGGCCCGUGGGACGAGUUGCGGAGGCAGAUAUACGCGCAGGGCGAGGCGGAGCGGCAGCAUGUUACUCCUACAGCUGCACGAAGGGAAUGUUUGUUGGCGUAUCCGUUGAAGGGAGUCUGGUACUCACGCGAUCGGAGGUCAACUCUCGAUUCUACGGCCACCAAUCUGUGAAGGCAGCCGACAUACUGCUGGGACAGGUGUCGAGCCCAAGAGCUGCAGCUCCUUUGUACUCUGCUUUAAGGGACCUGUUUGGGAGGGUUGAGAGUAUUACUCUGUGACUUGGGAGAGGGAGGGAGGGAGGGAGGGAGCAGUUUGGGUGAAGACGGGUGGAGGCGAAGCUCACAUUUUCAUCACGGCCAACAAGAGAAUGCAGGAUGUGUUUUUUUUUUCCCCCUCGAAGAGCACAAUAACCACAGCUUGGUUGGGGUUAGCCUUGGCAGUAACCGCACAGCCUUGUUGGUUGGGUGAGUCUCGGCGGUAACCGGGCACAGCGUAGUUGGGUUACCCUCCGCGGUAACUCCACAGCCUGGUUGGGUUAGCCUCGGCAGUUACUGCGCAGUAAAUGCGCAGCUUGGUUGGGUGAGUCUUGGCGGUAACCGAGAAGCUUACAGUUGGGUUACCCUCCGCGGUAACCCCGCAGCCUUGUUGGGUUAGCCUCGGCAGUAACAGUGCGCAGGCUUGUUGGGUGAGUCUCGGUGGUAACCGAGAAGCUUAUUGUUGGGUUACCCUCCGCGGUAACCCCGCAGCCUGGUUGGUUUACCCUCCGUGGUAACCCCGCAGCCUGGUUGGGUUACCUCAGCAGUAACAGCACGCAGGCUUGUUGGGUGAGUCUCGGCGGUAAACCGAGAAGCUUAUAGUUGGGUUACCCUCCGCGGUAACCCCGCAGCCUGGUUGGGUUAGCCUCGGCAGUAACAGUGCGCAGGCUUGUUGGCUCUGUUUCACAAUAUAUAUAUAUAUUCUCUCUGCCUACGGUUUACCGGGCAGUUCUGUUUGUGACGAUAUAUAUAUAUAUAUACGGAGCAUUUGCACAGAAUCAAGUACAUUUCACACGGUUCAGGCCGUGGUCCUCUGUGCAAUGGAGAUACCUGGAACCCUUGUGGGACUGCGUGGUGUGAUCCGGGACCACAGUCGUGGGACUCUGUGGCAAAGUGAACGAAGCAAUGGUCAUUAACCUGCGACGACCCGAGCACGAGAUCAACCGGCAGUGCGCUCACCGAUGUAGUGCUUGCGAUGUCGUGAGUAUUGUGGAUGUCUUGUCACCACUGUGCUGCUUGCGACGUGGUUAAUAUUGUGGAUGUCUUGUCCUGCACAAUGCCCUUGGCUAAUUGGAUUGUGCGAGCAACUUGUUGGUGGUUUUGCGUACAGCCCAACGUGCCCCCGGCAAACCCCCCGCACCCCCCACUGCAAAUAUCAUAACCAGGAGCACAAGUGUGGCGAUGCAUACACAUUCACGCAAAGGUGACAUCGUGUUUCGUACAAACCGCCACUCGCCAUGGUCGCGAGCAGGCGGACACCUUUUCCAGUUGGUGGUCCAAUGGAAUGAAGAUCCAACGGUCACGGUUUCGUUCUUUCCAUGCCUGCUAGAUUGACCUGAUUUCGCAGAUUGUACUCGAGUCUGGUUGUGUUGCCAUGUUCUCCUGCUUGCCAGCAAACACAUAAACCGACGCUGCCUUGCUCGUCGGGGUGCCCACCACGUAUUCCUUCGUAUCCUUCGAUUCCUUUUUCUGAAUCGUCGUCGAUUCCACGCCUUCAAGUUCGUUCGAGCUGUCGUGUAAUUUGUGACUUCUUACCUCAGUUAGUUGUACAUUCGCGCUUAUCGGAAGAUGGAUAUUUGUCCGCGAGAUGAUCCUUUCCGGUGCUUGAGAUCGUAUAAUAGCUCUUUGUUUUUUAAAAGGAUGCAGGAUUUUUGUGCUCUGGUCAUGGGGAACGGUCAGUCGGGCCCAUGGAAAUUAAUUUUCCGCUGUGAGAUCGAACAUGCCACAUGGGUAUUUACUAUUUAGGUUUGCUCUGUGCGAUUGACUUUCCUGCUGUUCCUUUUUUCUACAACAGAAUGCUGGGUCAGUUCUUGUCUUUGGAUUUCUUUUUUCUAACUUCUUCAACAAUGGAUGCAAAAAGCACUGUCCAGCAUGAACUGUGUGUCAGUUCUUGUCUGUUCUGUGAACAGCAGAGGAUUGUUGUUAUAACUUGUUGCUUUUUAGCCGACACAUCAGAGAUUC